GUCCAUCUGAACUUGUCACUGUAUUUUAGAGAGUAGUUUACCCUGUCCCUGGAAUAGACUCCCAUAGAAAUGUCAUCAUUGAUAGAAACUCCCACUUGGAUGACAUAGGAGAAAUAGUUUGGGAAGGAAAAAUAUAGUGUGAACAUCAUGUGCCAGUUGGCAUAAGUCUGUGCGAUCUGUUUUCCACUCCUGCAGUGCCUGUCUCAUGAAGCCCACCAACUACAUCUGUAAAAUAAUAAAAUAUUUUGUUGUCGGCGAGCUGGCUGCCCUUCCCUGCGGCUCCUCUUUCCGCCUCAAGGCGGGGCCAAGCAAAGCGGCCUUCCCUUUCCCUGAGUCUCGAGGCCGAGGCCCGCCCCACAGCCAGCUAGCGCCGCCCUCCUUCCUUCCCUCGAUCGGUGCGGCCUGUGGGAAGCGCGGCGUUGACUCCGCCUCCUUCCGGCUUCCUCCAGGCCAAGGCAGCAGCUGCAGCCGCCACCGCCGCAGGUUCCUCUCCAUUCCGCCCGCUCCGCCAUGGCGCUCCUUCACUCCGCCGCCGCCGGCAGCCGCCUCCUGCUCCUCCCGCCGCCCUGCCUGGCCUCCCUCGCCGCCCGAGCCAGGUAACGCGCGCCGCGGGGCGGGAAGGCCUCGACCGGCUACAUCCAUGCACCUCUCCGACUCGACACGUGUCGCGCUCGCCCCGCCACAGCGCCUUCGAAGGCAGCUCGAGCCUCCGUCGCGUGCGGACGCUCUCGACUCGUGUCAGGACGGGGACGUGUGUGAAUGGGGCCUGAGGGCCGGAAACCCCGGCGUGUUGGACGAGAGAGGGAGUUGGCGGGUCAGGACACCGGCCCGGCCAAUGCUGAAUGCGCGAAAAGGCGAUUCGGUGGGGAGAGCACCCCUCCACCUUUAUGUCCUUUGGCAGGGCCCGUCGCUCGCGUUUGGUGCACGCGGCCGGCUGGGGAGAUGGUCGGCGGCCUUGAUUGGCUGCGAUGAAGGGCGGGAACACAGGGGCUUCCUCGGAUUGGCUGGAAGACGGUGGCGUUGGCCUUGGACUUGAGUGCCCUUGGAGAGGUUUUGGAGGGCGGUGGGAAGGGACAGAGACUGCAAAAAAACCGCAACCCUCCAGGCCUGUGUGUAUGUAAUACACGAGCUAUAAUUCUGCCCACAUUUACCUGGGAGUAAACCCCAUUGGAUUCACUGGGACGUCCCUGCUUAGGAAUGUGCUUUGGUUGCCUUAUCCCAUGCGGUCAAAGUUCCAAGUUCACCUGGCCUGGAGAGAUUCUGGCAACUGAAACUGCAUUAACUCCUCUCUUCCCACCCACCCCUUUGAAGUUUUCAAUUGACUCUGCACUUUUGAUUUCAACACGUGUAUAUUAUUAUCUUAUUUAUGGCCAUGCAGUUGGAAAUCUUUCUUCUCUGAUGACCCUUUUACUGGUAUAGAUGAUAUUGUUAGUAAUGAUACCUGAUGGUUCAGGGUGGUAAAAAGAAAGGGAGGGUUCUGAGGAGCUCCAGAAGGGUGAAUAAGGUGUUAAAACGGCAGCCUAAGCAAGUUUAAAGUGAUGUGCUUAGGGGCAGAAAAGAAAAUCCCAGCUUCACUUUGGGAACUUUCACCCUUGACACUUAUACCACCAUGAUAGCAACAUAAUCUUUACCUAUUUGUCCUUUAACAUCCUUAAGAAGAUUUGGCUGUAACUCAUAGCCAGUGAUACCUUUAAUUCCUGAAAUUAUCUUUUAAGAUGCUUGCGACUGAGGUACGUCUUCCUUUCUGUUUAAUAGAACAGCAGCAGGGGUAUGUGUAUGUUCAAGCUGUGGCAUGGCUGUCUAGUCAGUAAUCUCGCCCUUUUAAAAACACACAUACCUCUUGCAACAGGCAUGUUCCCUCCCACAGCAAUAGUUUUAUGGUUUCACUCAAAGCAAGAAAAUAAAAAUAUCCCAGCUGAAACACUUAUGCAUUUACACUUACUGCAUGUAGAAGGGCUGCAGCCACACCACUGAGGCUAUUUCUAGUGGCCUUCACUUGGACAUCACAUAAGAAUAGCCUGCUGGAUCAGGCCAAUGGCCCAUCUAGUCCAGCAACCUGUUUGUGCAGCGUCAAACCAUGGCUCUCAAGUGGAUUUGUCUUUGCUCUGCCACUUCCCCCCAGAAAAUCAGAACAAACGAUAGUCCGCUGAAAACCUUAUUGCCGUUUGUUCCAGUUUAGCGCUAGAUCCUGGGAAAGCGAUGGGGCAAACAGAAGUACAGUAUGGGUGAGCCCUUAGUUACUACAGGAAGAUCAGGAAUAUAUGCAUGCCAAGAAAGCAAUAACAGUGAGUGCUUGUGCUGUUUUGUUCUCAUGGGUCUAAAUGGCAGUCUUCUUAACACUGUGCUAUGACACAGAAUCAUAGAGUUGGAAGGGACCCCAAGGGUCAUCUAGUCCAACCCCCUGCAGUACAGGAAUCUUGUCCAACAUGGGGCUCAACCAGGGGACAAUGAAGAAGAUGAACAGGAGGGAGCUGUGGGGAGUGAAAAGGGGUCAGGUAGUAGGCAAGAGAGGCCUGAAGGGGGGCUGCUUGGGUGUCCCCCACAGAAAAAGGUUAGGGGCUGUGAAGGGGAGGGUCAAGGGCUGCCAAAUGUGGGCCAUGGGCUACAGGCCCAGAAGCAUGGCAGUUGUAAAGGAGUAUUAGUGAACAGGAGGCUUCUUCAGCGCUAAAGGACACCUACUUAAUAAUGUGAGACUAAGGCACAGAUACUCAAUGCAAUGAAAACUGAAGCCCUCUACACUUUUAAAAAAUGUGUAUCCCUCGUGAAUUACUAAAAUCAUUUACAUAAUACCUUUACAAAGUUAUCAAGUUGGCAUACAACAUGAUAACUUAUGAUAAUCCAUUAAAAUACAUUAAACACCAUUAUAAAAAACUAUAGCUGCCGUAUCCAAGAAACAGUAAAAUCUGGUAUAAUUUAUCAAAGGCCCUGAAAGGCCUGAGUGAACAGGUAUGUUAUUCAGUUACUAGCAGUUACUAGUGAAGUUUGUGCCUUAUGCUCAGCAUGUGCUUAGACACACCUUUCAUACUCUCCUAUUACAACAUAUAAUUGCAACUGUUCUCACCAACAAGGACAGCUUUGCCCAGUUCUGCAUGCCAGGCUUGCUUUGGGGUUUGAUUUUUUUCUCACAACCAGCUGCCCACAAUUUUGGGCUGGGGGGGGGGCGCUCUCAGGCAGCAGCAGUUGGAAUGUACAAUGAAAUACAUCUCUCUGAGCAAGCGCUUCAGGUGAAGAGCAGAUACCAGGAGCAGCACAGCUGAAGAGUCAGCCUAAUCCUAAAUAGCAGCAACCAGGACAAGGAACAUCUGGACCAAGGCUCUGAGCGUGCCAGUUGGCAAGAGGUCAGGAGCAUCUAUUCAGAGCAAAUCCCAGCAGAGCAGCCUCACAUUAAUGCCUUAACAUGCCUCCAUUUUGUGUGAGGCGUCUCCAUUUUUCACAAUGAAAUUCAGACAGAGAGGAACAUGUCACAACACAUCCUCCCGCAUCAACCUGUCCUGCACAAGGAGGGCAUCUUAGCAACACCCUUCUUCAAUCACUAGCAGAAAAAAAAUCAAUUAUUCACCUAGGCUUUUAAAAACAUUUUUACUACCUUAAAAAAAUACUUUCAAAGACUUAAUUGAGCUUUUAUCCGCUAGUUGUUCUGAGUAUAUUUUGUUUGUUUGUUUAUGUAAACUGCCUUGAAAUAUUUGAUAAAUGUAAUACAGAAAUAGGUUAGCAUACUCAUACAAUGUAAAUGAGGCACAAGACCUGAAGUGUGUGAAUUUGGUUGGGUCUCAUCCAAAACAGCUUAUAUGUAGAGUCAUUUUUACAUGGUAAAAGAACAAGAAAUCAGUUUCAUGGAAGACAUUUGAAACACAGUAUGGCUGCAAAUGUCUUCUAGUCUGCAGCUAAAUGGACAGACGUUGACUGACCAUGCCUCAUUUCCUUGUAAGGGAAUGGAGCUCUGAACAGAAACAAACACUUUGCAUUGAUGUUGCAGCUCCUGGUGGGCUAAUGUGGAGAUGGGACCCCCUGAUCCUAUUCUGGGAGUGACUGAAGCCUUCAAGCGAGACACCAGCAGCAAGAAGAUGAACCUGGGAGUCGGGGCUUACCGAGAUGACAAUGGGAAGCCAUACGUUUUGAACUGUGUCCGCAAAGUAAGCAAAAGCGCCAGCUCCCACACAUUAAGAGCAUGUGUGGGAUUGUGUAGAUGUGGCUGUGUGUGGCAGCCAGACAUGCCUAUGGGCAGUCAUGGGAUCCAGGUUCUAGCCGCUAGGGUUGUGUGAGCGGCUUAGCUGCUUCCUACUCAUUUCAGAUGUCUGACCAAAACAAAGAGCCAGAUCUCUUCUCCAUCCAGUAGCUGCCUGAGAUGCGUUUGGAACCAUCCCAGUGUGGCCAAGUGUCUUCAUGGUGGUGGGGAGACACAAAAUUUUGGCUUUGUGAAGUAGCUGGAGGGUGGCAAUAGGCGAACUGAACUAUUUAGGUAGAAAUUGAGUCUUGUGCAGGCCGAGAGGCCAUAUAGCUGCCACAAGCAUAAAAGGGAAGGGUUGAGACUGAAGAGGGGGGUUGGAGAGAAUUUGCAGCUGCUUGGCCUUUUCUGCAUUGAGAAUCUAAGGAGCAAGCAAGCAGUGGCAGCUGGGAGGUGUGAAGGCACCAUCUGCAAAGAUAUUGAAGGAGCAACAAAGGCAGGUCUGAGUAGAUGAAUGAGGAAUGGGUUGGGGGCUCUUGAUGCUAGAUGUUGAGUAGCUUUGCUAAAGCUCCUGGGUUCCCACUUAACUCACUUGUCAGUUCUUUCUGUGAAACAAGGAUAAUCCUGCAAAGGGAUGUGUGCUCGCGUCCCUUUAGUUAUUUGGGUGUGUAAUCUAGGAGUGAUAAAUGAGGUGAAUGGAAGUUGCCUCUCCUCUUAACCUAUGGAGGAAACAAAAUAAGAAAAUGCAAUCUGUUCUCUCUAGGCAGAAGCCGAGAUAGCUGCAAAGAAGUUGGACAAGGAAUACUUGCCAAUUGCUGGCCUGGCAGAGUUCAACAAGGCGUCAGCUGAGCUGGCUUUGGGAGAGACACAUGAGGUUAUUCAGAGUGGCCGGGUAAGGAGCCAAGGUUAUCAAGUGCAUUCAUUAAUACUGUAUUCAAGUAAUGGAUUCCUGCACUGGGGGCCUUGACACUUUUCACCCAUAGGGAACCUUUUCCAGAUUGACAUAUGCUGAGUACCCACUGAAUGCUGCGCAGGAUUCCAAGAUGGGCAGUUUGUUAAGGUAGAACACUGGCUGGGCCUCACCAUCCCCCUUGCAAAUGUAGUGUUCUCAUGGAUCAUAGCCCAAUUCCAUCCUGUUUCACUUCUGACCUUUCUCAUUGAGGAAUGCCCAGUAACAUUCUGGGGAACUGCAGGGUUCCUCAAAAUACGGUUUGAAAAGUCAGUGCCAAAGAAACUUGUAGCACAUGAGAACAGACGUCCCCUGUGAUUAGGUCAGUGGGGGCAGUGGGAUUCGUUUUAGAGUUGCUGUAAGGAUCUGGAAAUGCAAGCAACACCACAUUUUAUUCUAGAGCCUAUGAUGGAUCCUAGUCCAGAAUUUGACUCCUUCCUUUAAAGCAAGAUUCUAAUCUCAUGGUUGUGAACAUGUUAGAUGUGUGUUGUGUCUUCUGAAACCAAAAAGAGAGCCAGUCUGUGCCAAAAAUUCCUUGCCUAGGAUCCAUAUUUCUGUGGGUCCUCUGUGUUGUUUUGGCCUCAACUUAUCUUUUUCUUUGGAUAUGUCAAAGGAGUCCAAAUUCUUAAAGAAUUAAAAAAAAUGCUAUUGGAAUAAAUAAUAAAAACUGGGUCACUUUUAUAUGCUUAGUUAUGAACAGAGUUUGAACUUCCUUGCUGCUGGGAAAAACCAGCUAAGAGGAAGGCUCUUUUGAGUAUAUCAUUCAGAUGAGCCACUGGAAUAAAUGUUUUCUCGUUGUUCAAGUGUUGACAUGCACUUCAAUCUUAACAGAUAGUGUUGCCUUUGCAAGCAUUGAGAAAAGCUUUAUUCCUCCUUGUUACUCUUUCUUUUCAGUUCUUGGGCAGGUAGAAUUGUUGACCAGUAUUGCACACAGCUGUCUUUUCCUCUUGCCCUUACAGUCAUGUUUCAAGGGCUUCACCUGUAAAAUAGGCAGAUUAUGAGGCACACUGAGCUCCAGCUAUCAUUGGAGUGUUUACCUGUUGUAUUUUGUGGGCGUGUCGUCUGGAGAUGUCUCACGUGCCUGUUCAUUGUUCUUUCAGUAUGUCACUGUGCAGACAAUUUCUGGAACAGGAUCUUUAAGAGUUGGUGCCAACUUCUUGGUAAGUGCUUCUGUAAUCUAACAACAUAAACAUGAGGAGAUGGUGGGAUACAGUUUUUUCACAUCUCUUGAAGGAGCUGUGGUCUCUGGCGUUGAAACUAUGAUUCAAACACACCCUGUCUCCUAUUCUUCAUACAGCAACGGUUCUUCAAGUCCAGCCGCGACGUGUACCUCCCCAAACCAUCCUGGGGGAAUCACACCCCCAUCUUCAGAGAUGCUGGGUUGCAACUGCAAAGCUAUCGGUACUAUGAGCCCAAAACCUGUGGCUUUGACUUCGCUGGAGCUUUGGAUGACAUCUCUGUAAGUUGACAGUUGAGGGUGAGCUAAUGGGGAUGUGUAGGUCAUGGAGAGUUUGGGCGUGGCUUGUUUAAAUGGUGAGCAAGGAAAGAUACAGCCAGGAGGGUUUAGAUACUAGGCCCCAUAUGAUGUUUUGGAGUAACAGGUCUUGGGAAUCUAAACUUAAGAGAUUAACCGCGUUGGUUGCAAAUGUAAGUCUUGCAGUACCUUUAAAACCCAAGACCAUCAUGGAAGGAGCUGUUAUAGGAGAGGACCUGUUUAAUCAGAAUCAUGAAAAGAGUGGACAUGCAAACAUGGGUUGGAGAGAGACACUUGCCCACUUUCUGUCUUGUGAAGUGGAACUGGCAAUUCUUGCCAUCCAUUACAGAUGAAGAUUCUUCUGGUCACGCUGUAUGUGAUGGAACACGUCUUCUCAUACCAGCCAGCCCAAGCUCUGAGACUGGGCUGGAGACAGGGCUGCUUGUGGUACCACCAAUGGAUGUAGCUCACUGUAUAGUGAUUGGCCUUCUCUCUAGAGGCAUCUCAGCUGUGGAGUUCCCUUCCUCUGGAGCCAUGGAUGGUCAUGACUUUAAGGAGUUCAGCCACUUAGUGAAAUCUUGCUGCAUUUCUCUGCCUUUUGGAGGCUCUUGUUAGAUGGGUUUUGAGCCUUGAGUCUGUUUAUUAUUAUUAUUCUGUUGGUGUGCGUGUGUGUUGUCUGUGGAGUUUUAUUAUUGAUAGUUUAUUGUUUUGUGGCAUGUGGCUUUUAAUGAUGGCUCCAUUCGCUGUGGAAAUUGUUUUGAGGUCACUUGGUAUAUAAAUGAGUAACGGCUCAUUUUUCUCACACCCUUAUUAUUCAAGAAAAUCCCGGAAAAGAGUAUUGUUCUCUUCCAUGCCUGCGCUCACAACCCAACUGGAGUAGACCCUCGGCCAGAGCAGUGGAAGGAGCUGGCAGCAGUAGUGAAGGUGAGGAGGGCCGUGGUACCAAGAGAGCAGGCGGCUGAGGGAUGAACUUCCCUGUGUGGAGAAGGAGCGGGUCUGCUUGCCUGUUUGGAAGACACACCCUGGGAGGAGAUCUCAGCUGGGCAAGAGAUGUGUGUAACUCCUGUGAAAACCAAAAAAACUGUCUGAAUGAGCACUGCCGCCUCCCAAUUAUUGUUGUUGUUACCUCAUUGUUUCUGUAUGAUGUGAUGCUCCUCUGCUGUGUGACCUGUUCCAUUUACCAUAGCUGCCCUUAGGAAGAAGUGUUGUCAUUUUUAAGCUGAGCUGGCCUCUGUUCUUUCACAGAAAAGGAACCUCUUUACCUUUUUCGACAUGGCCUACCAAGGCUUUGCCAGCGGUGACAUAAACAAAGACGCCUGGGCUGUCCGCCACUUCAUUGAACAAGGCAUUAAUGUUGUGCUGUCCCAGUCAUAUGCAAAGAACAUGGGCCUGUAUGGUAAGCCCCUAAGUCCAGGGUCUGUUGCCAUCUCCGUGGGUGGGAAAAGCUGCUCAAGGGAUUAAGCAAUUUGCUAGCUGCUUUCACUUUCCAGUAUAUGGGUGAAAGGUCUACGCAGGACUAGAGGCAAGAGAAAGCCCUGCUGUUCGGUUGAGUUUGCAUUUUGGACCACAUUCCUGUUUUAGAGAUGGUCCCAUGUUAGAAAUGGAAAGGCAGUGGCACUGGGGAAAUGCUUGUGAGGCUCUUAAUAGAGAAAGCAAGCCAAGAACUCUGUUUAUGAUUGAAGAGAGGUGGCUGUGAUGUGGAGUCACAAUUCUGUCACAGGAGAACAUGAAUUUCUGUAAUCAUCCAAUUUGUAUAAAGAUGCAUUCUUUGUGCAACCACACAGUGUCUUUGGGGACUCCACAUGAUAGGAGCAUCAAGGAGGGCAGUUCUAGGGGCUGAUAAUUGUUUGGGGAGGGCAGAUCUGCUCCUUGCCUGGCUAGAAGCCCCUUUAGCCUUGAAUCUACUUUCUGAGUGCCUCUCUAUUGAGUCACAAGGGGUUAACCCUACCCCUUUAAAAAGUAAAUCUAGGGAUAAAGAAAUCCCCAUUCCUUCCAGUUACAGGUAUGGUGCUAUAAAAUCAGAUUGUACUGCUCUAGUUUCUUAGUCUGCGUUUGAGCUAGCUGCCAUCCAGAGAGCUGAUGAUUUCUUCUUUCAGGCAGAGGAGAUAGGGCUGGAAGGAAGGACUGAGGCUGAUAAAAGGAAGGGGAUAGAAGGAGAGCUCCAGGUGGCAUUUGUGUGCCUCUUCCAAACAACAGCACAAGUGCACAGCCAGACCAAUGUGGCUGAGCAGAGCCACAGAGGGAGACACAACUGCACUGCAUUCUGGUCUUUGUUUUCCAGGGGAGCGUGUGGGGGCCUUCACGGUGGUUUGCCAUGACUCUGAUGAGGCCAAGAGAGUGGAAUCACAGCUGAAGAUUCUGAUCCGCCCCAUGUACUCCAACCCUCCCCUUAAUGGGGCUCGGAUAGCCUCCACCAUCCUGAAUAACCCUGGCCUGCGAAAGGAAUGGUAAGGCUGACUAUGUGCAGUCAGCAGAUGAACAGAAAAGGGCAGGGGGACAGCCAACCCUGGAUGGCUUUUAAGGACAGUUGAUUGUGGGGCUGCAACAACAAACCAGAGGAGUCCUUCAAAUUGGAGGGCAACACUUUAAGCAAGUUUAGUCUGCUCAACCUUGUUCUUGGUUGAUGCCAAAUCUGCACCAAAGGCAGAAGGGCUGUGGCUGUUCCUUUCUGUAGCAGGCAUGUAGCUGGGUUAAAAAAACAAAAAAAAAUCAACCUGGGGUUUCUUAAAGCUGUUUUGGAGGCAGGACUGUGCAAACUUAUUAUGCUUUUCCAUGCACAUAAACUCCAUCAGGGCACAAGGCAUGGUGGAGCCUCCUAUAUUAUUCCUUUGGCUGCUCCCCCACCCCCAUCUCCCUCUGUCUCUCGCCUUGUAUUGACUCCACAUUUGCCUCCUUCCCUGGCACAGGCUGGUAGAGGUGAAGGGUAUGGCUGACCGAAUCAUUGGCAUGCGCACCCAGCUAGUGGCAAACCUGAAGAAAGAAGGCUCCCCUCAUAACUGGCAGCACAUCACUGACCAGAUCGGCAUGUUCUGCUUCACAGGACUGAAACCCGAACAGGUGGGUGAAGGAAUCAAACUUGCUAACCAUUUUGUACUGGCAUCUGAUUUGCUUGGUGUCCUCCCCCCCCCCCCCCAUAGAUGGGCUCAAAGUGCCUCAAACACCAGAACAGCUGUAUAGAAUUAGUCUUUGAUGCACACCAGGAAAAGGACAGAACGUGAUUAGUGUGGCUGCAUUUUAAUUCUCUGAAGAAUUUAGAAUGUCUUCCAUUAUUUAAUUGGUGGCUGAGGGAAGUGGGAGCUGGGUAGGAAGCCGGCAGCUGCUACUAAUUUGGGAAUGGCAGCAUGUGGAUCCCCCAUUGAUGAUAAAAGCACUCUGCUGGGCUGGUCUUGUGGAAAGGGAUUGUUAAAAAACAUGAAGCACAGUGUUAGUUGCAUUGAAGUGAGAUGUGGCAGCAGCCGACUUGAGUAGGUAUCAAGCAGCCUGGCUGGGCUGCUGUUUGCUGAAGAGCGUUCACUUGAAGUUCUAGGAAGUUGCUUCGCUGUCCUCCAGGUUGCAAGUUGGCCCUGGUAGGUGGUAGCAAACAGACGUGCCUGGCCUUGGGAAGCUGCCUGAGUCGAUCCCUUCCUGAAGUAGAAUCUUUCCUGUGCUUUACUUUCCAGGUGGAGCGGCUCACCAAGGAGUUCUCUGUCUACAUGACCAAGGAUGGCCGCAUCUCUGUCGCCGGAGUCACUUCUGGCAAUGUGGCUUACCUGGCCCAUGCCAUCCACCAAGUCUCCAAGUAAAGCAAAGACAGAAAUGGGUGGACUGACCGGCCUUCCCUUCCGUGCUCUCUGGACAUUUUGACUCAGCAGAGGGUGGGUGAGAGAGGAGGAGAUGGCGGCAGCAUCAACAAGCAAAACGGUUCUUUCCACAACACUUCAACGUCAUUUGAAUGUAUCUCUGUAGCGGCAAGGCCUCCUCAGCCCUCCCUACUCACACUGCUUGGCUCUAGGCAGAGCUGUUGACGUGUGUUCUGCUCCUCCCUUCAGAAGUAGCCACUUUACCAAAAAUGGGUCCUUGAAUCCUUCAAGAGUUUGUGGCGGAUUUGAUGCAAAUGCUUUAGUGAAUGUUUGCCUGCCAGCAUUUUGUGUGUGGUGGCCUCAUCGUAUGAGUGUCAGGGCAUGGUUGGACUACAACUCCCACCAUCCUUGUCCAUUGGCUGUGCUGGCUAGGGCUGAUGGGUGUUGAAGGGCUGCAGCUUCCCUGCCCCUGAGCCAGGGUUCUGGAUGAUGAGCCGUUCCUUGUCUGCCCUUUUGGACUUGGAUCGGGGAGUUCUGCAGAGCCCACCUCUGGCUUCACAAGAGGCUUUCUCCCCAGGGAUCCUCUUCUUGCCCAGUUCUUCCAAGGAAAGGCAAGCAGGGGUAUUCCGGAGUCAGCAUUUCUUUCCAUUGGCUCUUGGCUUUCUAGUUCUGCUUUUUCUCAAAAAAUAAAUAAAAAUCACUUGAAAUCAGCCUGCUUUAAAUGGACCCCAAGUCCCUGGCACACUCCGGGAAUUUGUGUAAUGAAGCUUGAAAGAGAAAUUACUUCCUCUUUUUUUCUUCCUCGCUAAAAAGCUCAUUGUUUCCAUGCAUAGACAGUUUAUAAAGCUGACUCAUAAGUUUGUUUCACUAUCAAAUAAAAGGCAGAUAAUAGAACAAUCUUUUAACUCUUCUCUGGCAUCUUUGAUCAGCAAUAAGGGCAACAAAUUAAACUGUGUUUCUUUUAAUUUUUGGUCAUCUGAAGCCCUGCUGGGCCCUUGCUCAUUCUCUCCAAAAUCCUUUCUCACACAAUGCUUUGUAAUCCUUUUCAAUCCUUUGUAAUCCUUAAAUGGGACUAAAGCUCUGUUACGAAUUUGGAAUAGCUUCCCCCACCCCAACCCAGGAAAUGUAACUGCUCUUUAAGUGCAACUUACGGUAAUUUUGGCUCUUUUUAGUUUCCUCUCUGUUCUUGCCAUUCACAUGUGUUCAGGAUAUCCACCACCUGAGCCAAGAGAUCCACUGCAAUUGAAUGACAGUUCACUAGGCCUGUAAGUAGGGCAAGAUAAACUCUUCAAUGUGUUCAAACAACUUAAGAUGGAAAACAUUUUUGUCUGUGAAGCAUUUUUCUCAUGGAACUGCUUCACUCUUCUCCCUCCCCCUGCAAAGUGGAAAGAAGGGGGCAGGUGAAACCUAUGGGAAAACUUAUGAGAUCUCUUGUCUGUGUGUAUGUGAGCGACAGAGAUAAGUUCUUCAGCUUUGGCAAUUAAAGAACAGCAGAUACCAUGAACAGUUGAGCCUCUGUGGCCAGAAGUUGAUUGUCUGGAGCUACAAAACAUGUACCUUGCUGCCUACUCAUUGCCUCUGUUGUGAAAAGGCAGUUGAGUAUUUAAUGCAUUGUGUGUGUCUCCUUUAUAUUGUGUGAACAACUUAAGGCUUUCGUGCCUGCCCAGAGGCCAGGCCUUAAGCCCCAUCUCUGUGUUAGCUGAGUGUCAAAGCAUGCAUAUUGAAUGAGGAAGGGCUGAGAGGUCAAGAAGAGCUGUCGCCACAGCAUGAAAAAGUCUCAGGCUGGUGGCUGGCCUUUGCAUCCAGUGUCCAUAGCUACACAUGUGGAGCUGCCUCUAGGGGCAGAAGUGAACCUGUUUGUCCGUUGCUUUCAGAUACUACGACCUGCUGCUGCUUUCCCCCUUGUUUGGGGUAUGUGUGCUUGUCCUGUCUGCCCUUAACCAGUCUGUUUAGGGUGCUUAGCUGUGAGUUUCAUUUGCAAGAAUAGCAGAGCUAAAGGCUGUGUUCGGCUGAUCACCAGAAAGAAAGUUGUUCUUGCAAAGAGCUUGCAGGUUUUGCUGUAAUUCUCACAUGACAGAAGAGAACAGCAUUUUCCUUCUGUGAGUAGCCUUUGUGGUCCUCCUAUUUCAGCUUAUUUUGGCAGGAGAGUCAAGACAGCCCAACUCCCAAAGCUUCUUUUUGAUUCUCCCACACUUCAUGCUGCUGUUGUACACUCAAAGAUUUGAUUUAUAGUCCUCAUUUUUCUCUGCUGUGGUUUUAGGCCACUUCUGCUUCUCUGAUUACUGUCUCCAAUGCUCUGUCCUCUCACUAGAGAAUAUUCUGCUGUUCAGUAAUAAAUCUUGUUGCCCUUUAUGCAGCCUGUCACUUCUGUUAAAAAAUUAAAGCUGCUGUACAUCUGAGCAUUACAGAUCUGAGGCUUUUAUUUAUGAUGACUUCUGCUCAGACCUGCAACCCACUACUCUAAAUCAAGCCUUCUGUAACCUGGUGUGCCUUCCAGCACUUUCAGAGUUCAACUCAGCCCCAACAUCCAGCAAAAUAACUAUUAUACCAACUGGAUCAGCCCCAAGGUAGCCGCACAUUGCAGAAACCUGGUUGUGAGGUUUCCACAGUUAAAGCAACUUUCUGUGUUGCAACAUGACAAUGAAUAACCAAGGCUGCAUGGUGGGCCUUGCACUGACACUUUCAUCCUGUUCAGAAUGAUCCUGGUGGAGGCACAAUGGAGUCAGCCUGGUGUGGGGAAGAGUGUACCUUACUGCCACAGUGUUCCUGAAGGAGCGUCUCCACCCCCAUCAUUCUGCCCGGACGCUGAGGUCCAGCGCCGAGGGCCUUCUGGCGGUUCCCUCAUUGCGAGAAGCAAAGCUACAGGGAGCCAGGCAGAGGGCCUUCUCGGUAGUGGCGCCCGCCCUGUGGAACACCCUCCCAUCAGAUGUCAAAGCGAUAAAUAACUACCUGACAUUUAGAAGGCAUCUUAAGGCUCAGGGAAGCUUUUAAUCUGUGAUAUUUUACUGUAUUUUUUGUUUCUAUGGAAGCCGCCCAGAGUGGCUGGGGAAACCCAGCCAAAUGGGCGGGGUAAAAAUAAUAAAUUAUUAUUAUUAU
Molecule: messenger RNA, 13463 nt
Organism: Podarcis lilfordi (Lilford's wall lizard)
Lineage: Eukaryota; Metazoa; Chordata; Lepidosauria; Squamata; Lacertidae
Source: the annotation of a GenBank genome assembly